AUGUGGAGGCUCUGGCUAACGGUCUUGGUGGCGGCAACGGCGACGGCUACGGAAUACGACCGCUUCUUCCAUGGAUUUGACGGUGAGCGACUGAGGGAGGGGCAUAUCAGUCUGUCGGAAAAAUAACGGCGGAUUGUCGCGCCUCGGAAUCGCCCAUCAUCGCUUUGCGACUGCAAGCGGCGGCUUGGGAUUUGGGCUGCGAUAGCGGCGAGGCGAGACAUUUUGCUGCGACGAUCCGCCGUUAUUUUCCCGACAGACUAAUAGUUGGAUAGGCGGGAUGUAAAGAGAUAUAACAAAGGUGAUUUAUGUCUAGCGGCAAGGUCGGUAUGCCGACGAUUUUUUACGCCUACUUGGCAAAAAAAAAAAUAAAAAAGUUCUAAAUUUUAGCGGUUUUGGCUCGGAAAUAAUUCUUCAAGACUUUGGAAGACAUAGAAAGGUAAAUUCCAGAUUUUUUUUUGAAAUUUGAUCGGUUGAAAAUAGUGGUUCUCAGCUCCAUAAAAAUCUAUUUUUGCUAAGUAGGCGUAAAAAUUCAUCGGCAUUCCGACCUUGCCGCCAAAUAUAUAUUACCUAGGUUAUAUCAGUCCGUCGGGAAAAUAAUGAGCACAAUUUUGCAACACCAAUCGCGUCGCUGAAGUGGAAAGCAAUUUGAUUUCCGCGACACAGUUUAUUUCCUUGGAAACGAUGCGAUUUUGGAUGUGACAGAGUGCUCAUUAUUUUCCCGACGGACUGAUAAGACAACAGAUAAGGUUUUCUUAUGUAGUAUCACUUUCGCUGACACUUAACUCAGAAUUAUAGGAGCCUUUUCGAAAGCGUUAGCGCAAUUUUCAGCUCGAGUUUUUUCAGUCCCCACCAAUGUUUUGAACAAGGGCAGAAUCCCAAGUGCGACGCUUCGAUUUUUUCCAAAUUUUGCACCCACUUCGGAUAUAGGCGAGAUAUAAAUUCUGCAAAAUCUUAGCUCGCGCCUUGCUAUGGCCGCGAUAUUUGACGACGUUUACCGCGAGAGAGUGCGCAAAAAGCGGAGAGCGGCCCGAAAGGAAACUCUUUUUUGCCAUAUUUUUGCCAGUUGCAAUAAUUUUUUUUUGUGGAAACAUUGCGCUCUACAUAGAAAUAGGCGUAAGAUUUUAUUUACACGCCAAAAAUUCUUAAAAAAGUCAUCACAUUUUCGACAAUUUUGGCCUAAAAAAUAUAUGCUCGAUAUCAAAACUUGGACGUUGCCUACAGUACUAUAAAAAUAGUGUAAGUUCAUCUUAGAACAAGCGGAGAAGCUGCUGGAGAGUUUCUCCAACGGACUAACCAAAAAAGAAGCCCAAAUCUUUGUCGACAUCUUCAAAGGCCACAAAGAUGACGAUCGCCUGGCCGACAACGAGGAUCUGUGGAAUGAGCAUGAGGUGGUUGAUCGGCUCGUAAUGCUGUGUGAGGAAGUUUUGGCGCAACUCAACGUCAGUCAACGGUUGAAUACAUAUUUCAGCAAGGUAAGGAGGAAUUUAUCAUAUCAGUCUGUCGGGAAAAUAAUGUGGAUUUGUCGCAGAAAACGGCCUCGCCUUGUCGCAAUCGCGUGGCAAAUUUCCAGCCGCAGCUGGUCGUCGCAAAACGAUAAUAAGCGGUUCCAAAGCCCGAAAGAUCCACGUUAUUUUCUCGACAGACUGAUACGAUAAAUAAGCAAAAUUCGGGUUUUCUAAUGUUCCAUCCGAUUUUUCGACACUCCCUUGACACAAUACUUUUUCAGAGUAUUCCCGCGACAAUUGAGAUGGCCAAAAAUCAGAUCAUCAAUUCCCCGGCCGCCAGAGAAAAGACUCGGCAAGCGUUGUCGCAUAUUAUGUCCCUAUACGACGCCUUGAACCCCGAAGAAAAGGCGGUGGUCAAAGAGGUCGAUGAGAUGACUGUUUUAUUGUUGGAGCGUAAGUAUAAAAAAUUACUUUUAUCAGAGUGUUGGGAAAAUAAUGGACACCAUAUAUAAUAUAUAGUACUGCGCUCGGGUCGCUGAAAUGAAAAGAAAUUUGAUUUUUUUGCGGCAAAAUGCAUUUUCUUAGCGACGGUGCAAUUUUCGUUGCGAUAUAGUGCUAUUAUUUUCCCGACAGACUGAUAACAUCAAACAACACAGCUACUUGUCCAAACUUCUUCUGCAGAACCUUCAUGGCGCGUUUUAGCUCCUGUAAUAUGCAAAAAAUCUGAUUGGUUUCUGCAAAACGCGAGUUAAAAACUCCGAUUAGCAUUUUUAUAAAGUGCAUGGACUUUUCGAUAAAACUUCCUUUUUCUGGCCCAGAGAAAGGAAGUUUAUAUUUCGCAGCUUGCGCAUUGUCCUCCUCGCAGACUACGAAUAAAAAUCGCAAAUAGCCUAAUUGUAAGCGUUAAUCUCAGCACGACAGAUGUCAAUGCACUUUAUGAAAACACUGAUAUCUCUGCAGAAGUUUCUACUUUCCAUUUCCUCUAACUCUCAUUGAAAUUUGAACGCUGACUUUCAAGAAUUUCUCCUUAAAAAAGCCCUCGUUUCCAGAUGACGGACUUCGUUCGCAGUUGAAGGAAACCGAUGAACCGAGUACAACAACCGAACAUGCGCAUAAUCCCAAGUUCUCGCAUCGAAGUGCUAAGCCGAACUCAUCUUCAAUCUCAACUUCAUCCGUAUUCCUGCCAAUUUUCUUCGUUUUUCUUGCAAAACUCUUCGUUUAG
Bursaphelenchus xylophilus (pine wood nematode) is the source of this 2667-nucleotide messenger RNA. The record is from the annotation of a GenBank genome assembly. Lineage: Eukaryota; Metazoa; Nematoda; Chromadorea; Rhabditida; Aphelenchoididae.